GAGACGUCUGUCUAUUUGUCUCGUUCACAGUUUGAAGCUUUUAAAGGUGAAACUUUACAAAUCGAUCAUUGAGACUAAGAUGUAAAUAAUCUAAAAGAGAGUUUGAUAAAUCCUGAUUGAAUUCACCGGAGCAGCCAUCAGCCUGAUUAUGGAGAUCUAUCAUUACCUCUGGCUUCUCUCUGUAAUAACCUGCUGUUCAGGUUCAGGUUUCAAUGAUAACCCAACCAUAGAUCCAAGGCUCUAUAACCCAGGCUGGAUGAAGUCUAUACCUGAUGAGACUCCACUCUCUGCUAUCUCCAUACCUGGAACACAUGGAAGCUUAUCAUUAUAUGGAGGACCACUUGCUAAAUGUCAAGUUUGGACCUUGGACAAGCAACUUAAAGUGGGACUCAGGUUUUUUGACGUGCAUGCUGGUAUUUGGUUGCAGACCCAAGAAGAUAUUUAUAUCUGGGAUAGUCACUGGAUUCUUUCACAACACAUUCGAUUUGAUGAAGCCCUCAGGAUCAUUUUCAACUUCUUAAAUGUCCACAGUAGUGAGACUGUGCUGCUUAAAGUAACACUGCAUGGGGUUUUCAAGGGGAAAGUUGUAACAUUGAUGAAGAAAGUGAUUGAAAAGAAUAGAAAUAAAAUAUGGACUGGGUUGUCAGUACCAAACAUGCAGCAGGCAAGAGGAAAGAUUGUUCUUCUCCAGAGUGACACUUUCCGUCCUGGAGCAAAAAAUUCAUUUUCAUUGUUUUUUGAAAAUCACCGGCUAAUCAAUGCAGAAGACAAAAUCAGGAAACUGAAGCCACACCUCUGUGAUCAUCACAUUGUGCUGACUGACAUUGCAGCAUCACGUUUUAAAAGUCCGAAAUGGUUGGCUCAAACAAUUAAUAAACAGCUUUAUGACUUUGUGGUGCAACAUAUGAAAAGCUCCUUAAACCAAGGUUGUUUAGGUGUCUUAAGCAUGAAUUUUCCCAGCGUUGAUCUUAUUAAAAAAAUUAUUCAAAUAAAACAAUGCGAUUGUGGAAAGCCAAAAUCUCCAACAUCAGAGCUGGGCAAACCUGAAACUGAUCCAAACAGUACACCUGGAGGAGUGCCUGCACCAGACUUAACAACACCCUGGCAAGAUUCGAAAACAACAGCCGCAGCAGCUCCUGCAGAAGACUCAACAACCUCUGGAACAGAGUCAGAAACAACAGUCGAACCAGGUCUUGCAGAAGACUCAACAACCACUGAACCAGCUCCUGCAGAGGACUCAACAACCUCUGGGCCAGAGUCGGAAACGACUGCAGAACCAGCUCCUACAGAAGACUCAACAACCGCUGAACCACCUCCUGCAGAGGACUCAACAACCUCUGGCCAGAGUCGGAAACGACUGCAGAACCAGCUCCUGCAGAAGACUCAACAACCGCUGAACCACCUCCUGCAGAGGACUCAACAACCUCUGGGCCAGAGUCGGAAACGACUGCAGAACCAGAGGACUCAACAACCUCUGGGCCAGAGUCGGAAACGACUGCAGAAUCAGCUCCUGCAGAAGACUCGACAACCGCUGAACCACCUCCUGCAGAGGACUCAACAACCUCUAGGCCAGAGUCGGAAACGACUGCAGAACCAGCUCCUGCAGAAGACUCGACAACCGCUGAACCACCUCCUGCAGAGGACUCAACAACCUCUAGGCCAGAGUCGGAAACGACUGCAGAACCAGCUCCUGCAGAAGACUCGACAACCGCUGAACCACCUCCUGCAGAGGACUCAACAACCUCUAGGCCAGAGUCGGAAACGACUGCAGAACCAGCUCCUGCAGAAGACUCGACAACCGCUGAACCACCUCCUGCAGAGGACUCAACAACCUCUAGGCCAGAGUCGGAAACGACUGCAGAACCAGCUCCUGCAGAAGACUCGACAACCGCUGAACCACCUCCUGCAGAGGACUCAACAACCUCUAGGCCAGAGUCGGAAACGACUGCAGAACCAGCUCCUGCAGAAGACUCGACAACCGCUGAACCACCUCCUGCAGAGGACUCAACAACCUCUAGGCCAGAGUCGGAAACGACUGCAGAACCAGCUCCUGCAGAAGACUCGACAACCGCUGAACCACCUCCUGCAGAGGACUCAACAACCUCUGGGCCAGAGUCAGAAACGACUGCAGAACCAGCUCCUGCAGAAGACUCGACAACCGCUGAACCACCUCCUGCAGAGGACUCAACAACCUCUGGGCCAGAGUCGGAAACGACUGCAGAACCAGCUCCUGCAGAAGACUCGACAACCGCUGAACCACCUCCUGCAGAGGACUCAACAACCUCUGGGCCAGAGUCGGAAACGACUGCAGAACCAGCUCCUGCAGAAGACUCAACAACCGCUGAACCACCUCCUGCAGAGGACUCAACAACCUCUGGGCCAGAGUUGGAAACGACUGCAGAACCAGCUCAUGCAGAAGACUCAACAACCUCUGGACCAGAGUCAGAAACAACUGUAG
Seriola aureovittata is the source of this 2458-nucleotide messenger RNA. Its product is annotated as involucrin-like. Gene Ontology annotation, molecular function: phosphoric diester hydrolase activity. Gene Ontology annotation, biological process: lipid metabolic process. Bases 149 to 2458 code for a protein of 769 amino acids. The transcript is spliced from 3 exons. NCBI's taxonomy places the organism in Eukaryota, Metazoa, Chordata, Actinopteri, Carangiformes, Carangidae. The record is from RefSeq and is a predicted model, not a curated record.